UAAGGCUAUCUUUCAGUAUCACGCCUUUAACUUUGUUGCAGGAUGGGGAGAUUCAAUCAACUGGAUGCCAUUUGAAGAAGGUCUUAAAGCUAGUGCAGAAACGAGUAAACCUUUGAUGCUGGUUAUCCAUAAGUCAUGGUGUGGUGCUUGUAAAGCACUGAAGCCUAAUUUUGCUAAGGAUAAAGGAAUAGCUGAGCUUGGGACCAAGUUCAUUAUGGUGAAUGUAGAGGAUGACGAGGAGCCGGGGGAUCAAAAGUAUGCUCCUGAUGGUGGUUAUAUACCAAGGAUAUUAUUUUUAAAUAGCAAAGGGGAUGUCCAGCAAGAUCUGAUAAAUGAGAAUGGCAAUGCUAAUUAUAAAUAUUACUACCCACAGACAGCUGAUAUUGUAUUAUCAAUGAAGAAAGCUCUAGAAACUAUAAAACCAGCACCACCACCCAAACCAGAUGAACUGUAGACACAAGGAUUUUAGGAACUUGUAGAAUUUUACAGCAACUGGAAACAGAAACUGAAGCAUUCAUGAUUCCCCAUGAUGAAUAUCUUAAUGUAAACUGUACAAGCUCUGUUUGAUAAUAUGUGAAGAGAACUAGUCAAUGGAAGAUUAUAUUUGAUAGUGAAUUUUUAGCUCAUCAGGAAGUGCUGAAUUACAGCAGGUCAUAUUCAUUAUCUUUUUUAACCGUCAUUGCUCAUAGCAUAUUUUUAAAACAUUUUAAUACAAUAAACCCUUUUAUGUCAAGAAAGGAUAACAUUACUGACAUUUUUCAGAUAUAUAUGUUGUUUUUUCAUGCUGUUGUGCCAAUUCUUGCUUCAGUUAUGAAAUUUUAAGCUUCCUGUUUAAUGAGAUCCAUUACUGAGUGUCAUGCUGCCACAGUUAAAUCUUUCAAGAUCUUUAGGAUAUUGUCACCCUUCAUUCAAAACUCCUUAUUUACUGCCUUACAUACAUUCUUUUUGGUAACAAAUGAAUCUUCAGUGUAUGGUGACUAAAUUAAUGAACAUUUACACAUAUGUCAUCUUAUGGGUGACAUCAUAAUUGCAAUUUUGGGGCAAAAACUGAAAAAUUGGUUUCUCAAAUUUCUCUUUUACCUGAGUACCCAUGAUCACCAUGCAUUAUUGAAUCAUUAGACUCAGAAAAAAAGCCAUUUUCAGCAUCUGGAUGAUAAUAAAGGGUUACAGUAUCCAUACAAUACAAAAUCCAAAAG
Molecule: messenger RNA, 1196 nt
Organism: Lingula anatina
Lineage: Eukaryota; Metazoa; Brachiopoda; Lingulata; Lingulida; Lingulidae
Product: thioredoxin domain-containing protein 12
Cellular component (GO): endoplasmic reticulum
Source: RefSeq, a predicted model, not a curated record